CCUCGCCCGGCCGCGGAACCGGCAGACGAUUUUGCGGAGGAGGCAGCCGAUCGAACGUUCUGGUCAGCGGAAGGUGGGAUUGUGUGAGGAUUUAGUCGGGUUUUGCAUCUUCGCUAGGUCCGUUGCCGGGGCUUGUUUUACUCCGAGUUUGGGUUCUUGAAGCUUUGGGUGGUCUUUCUAUCUAAAGUAUUGGACAUGCAAGACAGAUGAAUAAAAGAAAGCAUACAUGCAGUGGUCAGCAGAUUAGUCUACUUCAAGAAAGUGAUAAAGAAAAGGGUGAAGAAGAAAAGAGGUGGACAACGAGAUUGUCAUUAAGUAAGAAAGCGGUAUGAGACUCAAUAGAGUGGACAAUGUGCACUGGACCUGCUAUUCAUAUUCAGAGUGGAAUUUUUAUGACGCAUUUCCUUUGCUUACUAAGUCAAAUGCGUAGUCCUGUGGUGCAGUAAAAGCAAGUCAGAUGAAACGAAGUUUUAUGAGUUAUACUUUCAUGCGCAUUAGAAUCAAUUUAAUGGCUGCAUUUCAAAAAGCAUUUCGUUCAAAAAACAAGCACAUUUGUGACUGUUCCUGUUUCGAUGGGUGCAAGAACAGAGCACAAAUGCAACAUCAGUGGGUACAUCUAUCAGAAAGGAAUCACACUAGAAAUUAUCAGAAUUUGAUUGGAAGAUAUGUUGGAUUCAAAUUAAAAACAAUAGAUUUCGACUUAUGGAUUUUUGCACCUUAUAAACUAAUGGAUUUUAAUUUUAUACUGAUAAAAAUAAGAAAGAAAAAUGUGUAAACAAAGACUUUUCAAGUAAAAUUGAGAAAAAUGGUUGAUAGGAUCUACUAACUAGAUUUAAGAUAAAACUAUGAAAUUGUGUACUGUGAAAAAUAUUCAUUCUUUCCUGAAUGAAAGGCUCUUAGUAA
Parasteatoda tepidariorum (common house spider) is the source of this 903-nucleotide messenger RNA. NCBI's taxonomy places the organism in Eukaryota, Metazoa, Arthropoda, Arachnida, Araneae, Theridiidae. The record is from RefSeq and is a predicted model, not a curated record.